AUGCUAUUCUAUGGGUACUCCUUCGUAUUUUUAUGCGUACGUAUGCCAAUAAGUGUUCUUAUGCCCAUAUUACUUUCCUCGCGCCAGAAAUUUCGAGAAUGGACUGGUGGCUGUGGUAUCCGGAGCUGGGACGUCGGGCACAAAUUUCCAGGACGGCUGCUCUGUGAACGCUACCACCACCUCUUUCGACGGAGAUGUUUCUUCUGUGGGUACGGGUUCGGUCAUAUCUACCCUUGGCAAGGACUCAUCGAUAAUCUCGACGUUGGCUUUAGCAUAGUUGACAGCCAUCUUAUUAUCACGGCCUGUAAUGCCAUGCUUCCGUCGUAUAUGUCUCGCCAACGAAUCAUGCCGAGGAUAGCUUUGCACCUUGUUGUUGUUCUGACUGCAGUAGAUACAUUUGUAUAUCUUCUUUUUGGUGGCAUGCACAAAUUCUUGAUGGCGCAAAAGUUCGUUUUUACCGUAGAAUAUUUUGAGGCAUGUCUGGUUGCUUUGUGGGUCAAUCAAGUGGCAUUGAUGAAUCACUCCUGA
Molecule: messenger RNA, 528 nt
Organism: Meyerozyma guilliermondii ATCC 6260
Lineage: Eukaryota; Fungi; Ascomycota; Pichiomycetes; Serinales; Debaryomycetaceae
Exons: 1
Coding region: 1-528 (175 amino acids)
Source: RefSeq, a predicted model, not a curated record